GCGCUGGCGGAGCGGCGCGGCCCCGGGCCGAUAGACCUUCUGCUGUGCUGCGGCGACUUCCAGGCAGUGCGCAACGAGGCCGACCUGCGCUGCAUGGCCGUGCCGCCCAAGUACCGCCACAUGCAGACCUUCUACAGGGAUCGCAGCCUGAGGGGAAAACUUGCAGGAAGAAACUGACAAGUUAAUCUACCGUAUACUUGAUAGGACUCGGGGACUAGUCCAUUUAAUGAUCCAGGAAUUUUUACUGGACGCUUGCUAUGCGCCAGUCCUCAUUCUGGAAGCUAAAGUUACAGCAGUGAACUGACCAAGUUUUUGACCUCAUUGAACGUACGUUGGCUUGAAACCCAAGGCGGCAGCCCUUCAUUCCUAAGGACAAGGAUGGACAGUUGGUUUAGAGGAUUUAAACUUUUUAUGAUGAACUCAGAUUUUUUACUUCGGACCGUAUUUCGCUUUUCUGCUAUGCCUGAUGGUACAGAUAUGCCCAAUUGCUUUCCUCUAUCCCCGAUUUCUGCUAUGCCAAUUGACGUUACCCUUGUGUUUUAGAUAUUACUCUGGAGAGAAAAAGGCCCCAGUUCUUACAAUUUUCAUUGGGGGAAACCAUGAAGCCUCAAAUCAUUUGCAAGAGUUACCGUACGGUGGCUGGGUGGCACCCAACAUUUAUUAUUUAGGUUUGGCAGGUGUAGUAAAAUACCGAGGCGUAAGGAUUGGUGGAAUCUCUGGUAUAUUUAAAUCUCAUGACUAUCGAAAAGGUCAUUUUGAGUGCCCCCCUUAUAAUGCAGCAACAAUAAGGAGUAUAUAUCAUGUGAGAAAUAUCGAAGUGUACAAAUUAAAACAGCUGAAGCAGCCUAUGGACAUAUUCCUAUCUCACGAUUGGCCAAGAAGUAUAUAUCAUUAUGGAAAUAAGAAGCAGCUUCUUAAGACUAAAUCUUUUUUCCGACAAGAAGUGGAAAAUAACACAUUAGGAAGUCCCGCAGCCUCAGAGCUUUUGGAGCACUUAAAACCUACUUACUGGUUUUCCGCACACCUCCAUGUGAAGUUUGCAGCCUUGAUGCAACAUCAGGCCAAGGAUAAAGGACAGUCAGCCAAAGCAACGAAAUUUCUAGCCUUGGACAAAUGCUUACCACACAGAGACUUUCUUCAGGUAAUAGAAAUAGAACAUGACCCCAGUGCUCCUGAUUACCUGGAGUAUGACACUGAAUGGCUGGCUAUUCUCAGGGCUACUGACGAUCUUAUUAACGUGACUGAGCGCCUGUGGAAUAUGCCUGAAAAUAAUGGCCUGCAUACAAGGUGGGAUUACAGUGCAACAAAAGAAGCUAUGAAUGAAGUAUUGGAAAAAUUGAAUCAUGACCUCAAAAUUCCAAGUAACUUUAGUGUAACUGCUCCUUGCUAUGACCCUAGCAAGCCACAGACACAAAUGCAGUUGGUUCAUAGGAUCAGUCCUCAGACUACUGAAUUUUGUGCUCGACUUGGCAUCACUGACAUUAAUGUCAGGCUUCAGAAGGCCAAAGAAAAACAUCAGUUGUGUGAUGACUAUGAAGGGCAGGACGAUGUGGAGAGCAAUGACUCUGGAGAAGACCCCAGUGAAUACAACACAGACACAUCAGCCCUGUCCUCGAUUAAUCCAGAUGAGAUAAUUUUAGAUGAAGAAGAGGAAUAUGAAGAUAGUAUUGUAAGUGCACACAGUGACAUGAAUACACCAUCUGUAGACCCUUCUUCUGAUCAAGCUUUGGACUUUUCUGCAAGCUUCUCUGACGUCAGGAUCUUGCCAAGUUCCAUGAUUCUGUCUUCUGAUGAUACAUCAGGUUCCCCAAUUGGCAAGGAGGGGAAACCUGGUGAGCCUGUGGAAUUGGAGGAUGGAAAGGACUUAACCUCAGUGCCGUUGAAGAGGCUGAGUGAUGAACGUGAACCCGAACAAAGAAAGAAAAUUAAGAGGAGGAAUCAAGCCAUCUAUGCUGCAGUAGAUGAUGAUGAUAUAGCCUAAGACAAGUUGCUUGUCUGAGUAUUAUAUGUAGAUAUGUGAUUUUUGAGACUAUAUUUUUAGAAUUGGAUUUUUGACUCAAGACUUAACUUUGUAAUAAUGAAAUUAUAUAAGAAACUUUUAGUUAGGUAUCAACUUUAUCUUUAGGCCUUUGUAUGUUUCAGAUAAAUAUUAAAAUUUUGUAUAUUACUUGAUUAAGUACCCCCUUUUUUUGAGAAUAUUUAUUAUUCACUUUCAGUUUUUUUCAGCAAACACUUAAUGAACACCUACUUUGUACCAGGCACUUUUCUAUACGAUGGCCCUACAAAGUUGACUAAGGGAUUUUUGCCUUCAGGGAGUUACUACCACUGUAAAUAUAUAUUUUGAUGUAUAAAAUAUGGCAUAUUUAUAUUUUGUUUUACAGAGUUAAGUCAUUAUUGUAUAUAUACUUAUAUAUGCUUUCUUUUCAUUUCUUACAAAUAUUUUCCCUGGUCAGCUCUUAAUGUCUGUCAAAUAUAACUGAAACUGAAGAUGGUAGAUCAGAUUUCAGGAAAUAAAUUAAAUAUUAAACAUUGGUCAACAUAAAAUCUUACAAUUAAUUGCUGAGAUUAGCAUAACCCUGUUGACUUUUACAUUUUAUAUUUAGCUUUAAUUUUGAUGUCUAGAGUAACUGUAUAGGUCAUUUGGGGCAUGGUUCAGCGUAGCGUUAAUUACUAGCAGGGAUCAAGUUGCACAAAUGCUACGCCUCAUGCUGCAUAAUGGAUUGCUACUAUUGCAUCGUGUUUAAAGAUCCAUGUGGAGAAACUACACCUCUGUCCUGUCUCUGGUUAGAAUGCCUGGGCCACUUGAGGAGACUGUCGCUCUGAACUUGGACCAGUAGUCACGGAAUCCAAAGACUGUUCCAGGAUCUCAUCAUCUCAUGGCAGUCCAAAUCCAGGAGCCAAUAUAAGAGAAUUUGGCUUCCAUCUUGUCAGCAUUUGAUUCAAAAAAGGUUUAGGACCAUGGGGUUUUAUCUUUAUUGCCUUCCACUUUUUGUUUACUUUCUUUUUUUGAGUUAAGUAAUUCACUGAUUUAAAUUCUCACAUAAAGUAUUUAAAAACUGUUUCCCCCA
Camelus dromedarius (Arabian camel) is the source of this 3068-nucleotide messenger RNA. It is a transcript of the gene DBR1, whose product is annotated as debranching RNA lariats 1. Gene Ontology annotation, molecular function: RNA lariat debranching enzyme activity. Gene Ontology annotation, biological process: mRNA splicing, via spliceosome. The transcript has 8 exons. Lineage: Eukaryota; Metazoa; Chordata; Mammalia; Artiodactyla; Camelidae. The record is from RefSeq and is a predicted model, not a curated record. Gene Ontology annotation, cellular component: nucleus. The coding region runs from base 467 to 1981 and encodes 504 amino acids.